UAGAGGAGCCUCUCCGCCCAUAGAGUUCCGCCCCGUUGUUAUUCCAUUGGUAGUAGUUGUUCUACUUUACGGAACAUAUCUGAUGCAAAUUGUUUUGGACUCAGUAUCAAGCCGGCCACUCACCGGUGCUGCAGAUCGGUUACGUUCUUUCGGGUUCCAGGCUCCGUGGCGAGCGUCAAGUAGGACUCUUUCCUAACUAGCUCGCGUGGCUCAGUGGUUAGCGUGCUGGCCAUGUAAGGUACCCGGGUUCGAAUCCCGGUGCCGGCUGUGGGGUUUUCCUCAGACGCUUUCAGACAUAUGUCGGCCCCUUAGAAGUCGGCCCAGGACGCAAAUUCUCCUUUCACGAGCUUUCGAUGUACGGACUUGGCUGAGGACUGUGGCAUGAUGCCAUCCAAUAUGCAUGAUCCGUACCGGGAGUUGGAGGCAUACUUGCAACAAGCGCAGGAUGCAGUGGGCAAAGCUGUAGAAGACCUGCUGGCAUCCGAGUCGUCCGACCAACUCUUUGCCGGCUGUCGGAAAAAGUCGUACGACGAAGACGCGACCGAAGAUGCCUUUCAAGGAGUGCCCAGGAAGAGGCGUUCUCAUAGCAGUGACGGGUCGUGCAUAUCUCCCUCCUGUAUGAACGGCAGUAAAACUCAUCAGGUUGAAGAAUGGGAUCCUUACUAUGGCUGGAGUUCAUUAAAUUUCUCUCGACCUCCGAGUGGUGACGCCAAUUUAUUAGCUGUUUACACGGAUCGCCUCGUGCAAGCCGUCAACGGUACCUUCGCUGAAGACAUUCCAGAAAGCGCUGGCGAUCACCACCACGCUACUCGUGUAAAUGGGCUCCAGAAUGACGAACCUCAAGUAGAAACGGUAACUGUGAGUCAUCGCAGACAGGAAGUGAAAACCGUGCCUGAAAAGUGUCUCCAACUGCCCGUGGAAGAACUUGUCUUCUGGCCGUCUGUUUGCGAACAUGAUCAAGUGGCGGCUUUUGCCUCACUCUCACAUAAGUCUCCCUCCUGGCCGACUUUUACAACGGCGAAAUGCGUGGGCGGAGAACCAGUGCUGUGCCGUUCCAAUAGUUAUCCGGGAUGUCUUGGAAGCUGCGCCGUAGACGUCGAAAGGUAUGACUCCCAAGUGAACUUUGACGGUUCCCUCUACAAGAAUCAGCAGCUUUACUACGAUCCCGACGAACGGCCAGAAAAAUGUAUGGAAGAAGACAAGGGUCUCUUUAGUAGCGAUGUCCAGCAGUAUAACCUCGCAGAAGUUGGCGUGCCACCUCUUGAGCGGAUACACAUUCAAGAGCUCGAUACUGUAGGCGGGAUCAUGCCGGAAAUAGAGUUGCGGAUUCAGGAACCAGGUGAUGUUGAAGAACUACCGGAGCUUUUCAUUAAAGAAAAUGACGCUGACCAAGUUCCACUGCGGAAACGUCUCAUCUUGGAUUUGAGCAGCACUUGCGGUGAAGAUCGGCUCAACUCGUUCAGGACACAAUUGGUUGCUGGCAGUGAACUCGCGCCUGGAGCGGUGGAGUUUCAGCCUUUGGUGAGUGACCAGCUGGACUCCCCUGGCGUCUUUGACGGCACAGCGACCUGGUCGUCGACAUCGACGACUCACUCUGGUUCCGUAGUGAGUCGUCAAGACCUGGAAGAAUUCCUCAAGAGUGUAGAGCCACCUCAUGAACCGCCGCCACCUCAGGACGCUGUCACUCAGACGACACCACAGUUGUCACCGAGUUCCAGUUUCACGUGGCUGACCGACUGUGGCCAAGACCUGAGCUCCUCAAAGGAGAGCCUAAGGACGCCAACCAGGACAACGUCUCCCGCACUAUCUUCUUCGUCGUGCGAUGCUCCCUUGACACCGCUCACUCCACGGGCUUCACCCAGUUCCCAAGCCUCCGAUUCGGUGCAUUCCGAAGGGUCCGUGAAUGCUAUCGGUACACCGGUUGCAACAGCCAGUCCUUCUCUACCCACUCUAGUGAAUGGGUGCAAUGGAACGAGCAACUGCUACAGUACAGCGGGGAAAGAUUCUGACACGCGUUCGUUACCACGCCCUGUGUCCAAGACAGCUCCCAUGAGUCGGAGGCAGCCGUUGAACCAGAAGGCCUGCUCCGCUCCCAUGCUAUUGAAACCUCCGAAUACACUGAGCGUCUCUGCCAAGCACGCGGUAAUUGUACCGGGACUAAUAACCUCAUCAGCAUCGAACACGCCGGAAGAGGAGGUCAAGGUGUUCCUUCAAGAGCGCUCUCAAUCUGCCAAGGACGUGAAAGAAGUGGAAGCUGUUCAUGCCUGCGAAUGGCUUCGGCAGGCUGGAUUUCCGCAGUAUGUGCAGAUGUACGAAGACAACACCUUUCCUGUGGAAAUCACGAGCGUCUUGAAGGAUCAUCCCAAUCUGGACCAGGAUGAGCUGCAGUCACUGUUCAGGCGACUCAAUACUUUGAAUAAGUGUGCAAGGAUGAAGAGAGACGGUCUGGUAAAACAAUCGAUCCACCAGGACAGCGACGAGGACGAAGGUCUUGCCCUGAGCAACAACUGGCAAUUCCACCGCGGCAGCCGACGCUGGUCUCGUGUGUCUCCACCAGUCGUCGUGACUCCGAGCGGCACCCAAGAGGCGUACAGCUCGCACGACAGCGUCUUCCUCGACGAACCGAGGAGUAGUCCCGAUAGUCGACUAUCGACGAGCGACGAACGCAUAAUCGGCGUUGGGCCGGACGAAGGUUCACCAGGGCCCAAACUACGACGUAGUGGAAGUGAAAGGAUACGAGAUGCCAUCCUGAAGAGGAUGGACAGCUUCAGGGGUACACGCAGAAGAAAGGAGAGGCCGCAGGAUGGACUCGGCGACCCGAACUCCAAAGGUAUUGCACGGACUAAUCACCUCGGGCCCGAGGGCCACGCGUUGAGCGACUCUGAGUGCUCACCUCAGCUGGAUCCACGAAAGAAACUGAGAGGCUACAAACACAAAGAAUGCUGGCUGAUGACCACGGACAGGAACAGCUUCUACGAUAAUGUUCCGACCACCCAAGUACAAGUUUUAGGAAACGACAAUCGAGUACGGGACAACAGCAGUAUGGGAUCUGGUUCAUUGGGAGGAGGAGAGCAAGAAAGGGUACAAUACAUUCCUGAAAGGAGAGAUUCUGGCGUUGGCUCAUCGCUAACGCGACCUGCAAUUGGUAGCCCGUCGAGUUUCCCAUGGCAUUGCUUCACAACUCCGAGUGAACAGCUUCCAUGUUUAGCCGGCCAAAGAUACGACCAGCUGUCUGCCUCGCAGUUGCUGGUUUUCAGGAAGUUAGCCAUGCUGCGAUUAACGGCGCUUAUGGAGAGGUUUUCCCCUCCAUAUCGUUCAGGAUGGGGAUGGGCUGUACCAAAGUUUAUCAAACGAAUGCGGGCACCGGAUUACAAAGACAAGGCGGUGUUCGGCGUACCUCUCAGCGUGUCGCUUCAGCGAACUGGUCACGCGCUGCCUCUCUCCAUUCAGGGAGCCAUGGACUUUCUUCAAAAAAGUGCGUCUGAUUCGACGGGACUGUUUCGAAAAUCUGGGGUUCGCUCCCGGAUUCAGAAACUUCGCAGCCUCCAUGAGAUGAGCAGUACAGCCAUCGUGUACGAACCCCACCAGGCGUACGACGUAGCCGAUCUGUUGAAGCAAUAUUUUCGAGAGCUUCCCGAAGGGCUGCUUACGAGCAAGCUCUCAGACACAUUUCUUUGCAUUUUCCAACACAUUCCAGAAGAAUAUCGGUUAGAUGCACUACAGGCAGCUAUUCUUCUCAUUCCCGAUGAAAAUAGAGAAGUACUGGAAUCACUACUGAUCUUCCUCGAUGAUAUUUGUCGGCAUGCACAAGAGAAUCAGAUGACGGCAGCCAAUGUGGCGGUGUGUUUUGCACCGUCGUUGUUUCAGCUUGCAGUUCCUCGCAGUGCAAGCACCAGUCCACGGAGGCGAGCUACCACUGUGGGCAUUCCAGACCAACGAGAACUCAGUGAGAACAGGGCUGCUCAUGAGUGUCUCACAUAUAUGAUAGCCGAACAUCGAAAACUAUUUCAGAUUCCUGCGGAAACAAUACAACAGUGUCACCUUGAACUGUUUGAACCAACAACCAUUGAGGAGCUGGGUGGACUCAAAUCAUUCUUGGAUGGCUCUCUCCACGUUUUAAUUGUGGAAGCGAAAGAAAAGAGCAAAGGAUGGACAAUCCAGCAACAUCCAGAGGUAGAACUAGCAUUCAAGAAACCCGGAGAUGGCAUUCCAUUGAGGUUGUGGAGAUGCGCUGUAGAAGUUGAGGCACCACCCGUGGAACUACUUACAAGGAUAUUGCGAGAACGACACAUAUGGGACUCUGCCUUGUUGAAAUGGCGGUUGGUGGCUCGACUGGAUAAACAGACAGAGGUUGUCCAAUACGUCUGCUCCUCCAUGAAGCCGCAGCCACCACGAGAAUUCUGCAUCCUCAGGUCAUGGAGAACAGAGCUUGUGAAGGGUGCCUGUGCCCUUAUAGAACUGUCUGUGAAGCAUCCCGCAGUUCCACAGCGGGGAAUACGUGGUAUCGUCCUCAGCUCACGGUACCUCAUUGAGCCUUGUGGAGCUGGGAAAUCUCGUAUCACGCAUAUUAGCAGGAUAGACUUCAGAGGACGAACACCGGAAUGGUACAACAAAGUGUAUGGACACCUCUCCGCACUGCUGCUGACCAAACUCCGUGACUCUUUUGCUCAACGCACUGAAGGGCCCGAGACCAAACUGACCGUGCGGAACAUCUGAUUGCUGGCAUCAGGAUCAGCGUCAAGAUUGCUGGACCAGGGUGCCGCGGCAGAUGCUCAUCGUAGAGAGUAGAGCCUGCAGCUGUUGCGAUCAUCGGUUGGCUCGACUGCCAAUGCAAACCGACAAUUAAUCAAUCUAUAUGCACCACAUAGGAUUCCUUUUCCUUAUUUUCCGAAAGCAUUGUGAGCAUUUGGAAAGUCAAAACUGCUCUUGUGCCUACAUGGGCUCGAUAUUUACGAGUUUCAGUGAUAACCCACAAGACACGGGGAAUGGCUCAAAAGAUAUAUCUUGCGACGAAACAAAAUAAAUUAUCGUGAAAUAAAUUAAACAAAAUAAUUUGCCACUUAUACAACAGCUAGUUUUCCUGACCCACUUCUACGCAGUUACUUGUAGGAGUAGGUUCCUUGAAGCCAUGCUGGCACGCUCGUAGGUUUCCUGCUCUAGUUUGUUUGCGUUGUACUUCCAGUUUUGCUUAUUUGCUUAUUCGAGACGAUUUGUCUUGGAAGACACAGCAAAAGGUGCCUGAGAGGUGCCAUGCCACCCUACAAAAUGUAAAUGGAAGCAGUACAGAAAUUUGACACUCAAACUAAUAAAAUAUAUAUAUACGAGUGCAGGUUAAUAGUAGUGUCAUAGAGCAAUUCCCAAUACUAAUGCAUGUACAGGUUGGGACAAAAGUUUACGGAAUACGCGAGCGGCAUACUUUUUCUUCCGUGCGACGCCAGCUGGCAGAAGCGGGUGAGUUCACUGUUUCGGAGGGAUGGAAGGGAUAAGCUCUGUGUCGCUAACAGUGCACCCUUCCACACCUCUGAAACAGUGAACUCACCCGCUUCUGCCAGCUGCUAGGGCGUCGCACCGAAGAAAAAGUAUGCUACUCUCGUGUUCCAUAAACUUUUGUCCCAACCUGUACAUGAGAACAUGUGUACCCUGAAUGGUUAUAACUUUACACCAAUAACAGUUUACCAGCACAAAAACAUAAACUUACUCUAGGAGGUGACAACGAAUGAAUAAUUUAAAGUGUCAUAACAGCCGUACAAUCCCUACACUAUACAUUGUUGGAAAUUAUUACUAAUGUUACAAUUACUAAACCAGCUUUAAUAGUUUUAAUUUCUCGGUGUCUCGAGACAUUACCUCGUAAAUGUUCUAAAAUAAUGGGUAUUCAUUCAACAAUUCUAGUAUUUUCCGUCGCAGGCGUUGCUGGCAAUAAUUUGUGCGGGAAUUAGGCCUAGGUAUUGUAUACUUUUCCAGAGUCCACAUGGAUUAACUUUUGUGCAGUACUUUCCCAAAAAAGGCAGGAUUACUUGUACAAGCUGCAAAUAUUUCCUUCGUUACUACUAUAUGAAACUCUGGAAGUUGUGAACACAUUAAUUGUGACCUCUAAUGUACAAUAUACAGUGGGACUUUUACUGACCCAUAAUGUAGGCACAGAAAACCUUCCAGUCACUCAUGGGAAUGUGCUUAUUUCGUAUGGACCACUCUGCCCUGGAGGAGGCUGUUCUUGAAGGUAGAGUGUAAUCCGGAACAGCUUCAGCCAUUUGCUCACAAAAUCUGUUCAUGACACAGAAUGGCUGGAGGUAGAUAACAAUCAUUUUUGCAACUUUCGAGUUCCCAGCGGCCUUUCUUCGCACAGGAAUAAGUCUUUGCGCUUCAUAGUUUCGGUUUUCUCCAGCAGAUUUCUUUGCACUUGGAAGUAGCCCAUUCGAUGUCUCCACAUCUUUUACUAACACAGCGAGUGAAGGAAAUCGCUUCUCAAUGUCGCACAGUCGAAACGCUAUCAAGUGGAUUCGGAGCUACACGCGAAUUCCCGCGGCUGCCUCGGUCUCAACUUGUGGACGUCAAAUUGGGACAACAAAGGCGCUUUGCCUCGUUUCGGUAAUAUAUAAGAAAAAUAUUUGAACGCUGGGAAUAAUGAAAAUUGCUCGCAAAUACUGCUCGCAUUUCAAGUUUUGAAUAUUGGCACGGCUCUACUCUUUGCAUUAAGGGGCUGCUGGGACCCAACAUUUCUGGAAAGUUUUUUUAGGUUAAUCGCGCGAAGAAUCGCUGAACUGUGCUUUUAUAUCGUGCAGUAUAGUUACAGCUGGUGAGCUUAUUUUGAUAUCCUGUCCUCUACUGCCUCCCAAUGCAAACGAUGACAUCCUAUAAUUGUGAAACUUUCCUUUUACGAUCAAACAAAACAAAACAGAUGCCACCUAUCUGCGUGGCAUCAUCAGUACACACUGGCUAAAAGUCUACUUAUCUUUUGCUUUUGGAACAUUUGUUCACAUAUCCUGUAAUUGUUCGCAACAGAAUUGUUUCCACUAGUAACGUCUAGUCCAUAGAACAAAAAAUACCAAAAAAACAGUAAAAUGUGAUUUCAUUUGGUCAUUGUUUGUUGACGCAGUAUACAACCACAUAUCAGUGACAGAAUCCGAUGGUUAGAUGGCAAGUCCCCAAUGUUGCAUAUCUCACACGCAGUUCUAUUUAGUACUGGUCAUUAGGAACUCUGCGAGUCUCUAAUAAAAUGACGUGUAAACGUUCAAACAGUCAUUCUCCACUGUUGGGCACUCUUUCAUAAAACAUUGGUUAUUCAUUUUGGAUUACUCGAAGUAACUCUGCCAGCAUUAAUUUUUAUGUGGUCAUCGGGAAUAUUUCUGUACCCAAAUCACGCAAAAUGUGUACUAAAAAAGUCUGUCCAGACCAGUUACUGUACUUUGCGUCUGCAGAAAAGUGUCCCCACGGCUGUUUAAAAUAACGAGCGCUAAAGCCAGAGGAGAAACUGGUAGUUGCCGAUAUUGACAGCACAAAAGGGAGAUUGCUAGCAAUAAAAUCCAAUUCUAGGUAACUGGCUGCAGGAUUUUUCUUUUUUUGCGUGGCAAUUUUAAACAUAACAUGGGAUAUAUGCAACAGCAACUUUUUUAGUUUAGGAUUAGACUUCCUCUUUAAUUGGAACACUAAUUUAAUAACUCUUCUUUCACUAUAAAAUCAGUAACUUCGGCAUCCGAAUAAGUGCUCUUAGAAGGAUAAUAAAAACUUAUCACAGUAUCAGAUGCUCUUGAUGAAGUGCAAUUAUACACAAAUUACAGGGUUUUCAAAACCAUCAAAAAUUAGUGAUAUCCGACCUUGCCCAUGGUAACAAUGCAACUGUUGAUUAGUAGAAUUUGCUGUAACUAGUUAAAACCCGUAAACCGCCACUUUCAGAACGUUAUGCGCAGCUGCAAUACAGCCAUGUUAUUAAAAGUAACUGGAACUUAGUUACUUUUGUCCAUGACUUCAUACAACAAUGUUGUGCGAUGAUGGUAUGCUGCAUGGAACAUUUUACAGCACAAUACCGAUAUGGAGCUGACAGUUUUCAGCUCAGUGGUCAUGGAAAACAAAUAUAUCUAAACCAGUUCUUUUUGUGUUCCGUAGUAUUGUACAUAUAUUUCAAACGAGCCCUUAUGCUUUUAGUCACUGUUGCACUUUUCAUUAGGGACCACCACCUUUUUUUUUUUUCUUCUUAGUUUACUAGUCACACCUAAUUACUGGCAUGCACAACUGGCUGUUUACCUAGUCAAGGAUGAAUGAAUUUGCAGUUUGUAUGUAUGUAUGUGUAAUUUAUACUUGUUGACACCAGUACAGUGUUAACGUUGUCCAGAUUGAAGGAAUUGAUGGAUAUUUUAUUGGUCAUCUUUCUACCAUCUUGGCAAGGGAAAUCACAACAACAAAAAAAAAAGUUUCACGACUACAGUUUUUCAUGUUGAGCAAAUUUUAUGCUGAAUGCCGUUUAAUGUUGUGUGUUGUUACUUGGAAAACAUGUGCUACUGUUGUUGUGAAUGAUGUAUAUAUGUGACAAAGUUAUUUCGUUUAUGAAUGUACAUAUAGGUUGAUGGAUUCAUAAUCUAUAUCCUGGAUUAAAUAAAUUGCACGCGAUA
This is a messenger RNA of Ornithodoros turicata, 8603 nucleotides long. It is a transcript of the gene cv-c, whose product is annotated as rho GTPase-activating protein 7-like. The record is from RefSeq and is a predicted model, not a curated record. The transcript has 24 exons. Lineage: Eukaryota; Metazoa; Arthropoda; Arachnida; Ixodida; Argasidae. Gene Ontology annotation, molecular function: GTPase activator activity; lipid binding. The coding region runs from base 382 to 4716 and encodes 1444 amino acids. Gene Ontology annotation, biological process: regulation of Rho protein signal transduction; signal transduction; actin cytoskeleton organization.